Messenger RNA from Rhodamnia argentea, 1220 nucleotides. Its product is annotated as phenylcoumaran benzylic ether reductase Pyrc5-like. The transcript is spliced from 5 exons. The record is from RefSeq and is a predicted model, not a curated record. The coding region runs from base 75 to 1001 and encodes 308 amino acids. NCBI's taxonomy places the organism in Eukaryota, Viridiplantae, Streptophyta, Magnoliopsida, Myrtales, Myrtaceae. Gene Ontology annotation, molecular function: oxidoreductase activity.
UACAACAGAGACGCUUCUGGAACCGAUCUAGUUCACCAGGAAAAACCACCCCUCCGCUGUGAGAACCCUCCGAGAUGGCCGAGAAGAGCAAGGUCCUGGUGAUCGGAGGCACUGGAUACAUCGGAAAGUUCAUCGUGGAAGCGAGUGCUAAGUCUGGCCACCCUACCUUCGCUCUUGUGAGGGAGUCCACUCUCUCCCACCCGGCCAAGGCCAAAAUCGUCGAAGGUUUCAAGAGUUUAGGCGUCAAUUUAGUUCAUGGAGACAUGUACGAUCAAGAGAGUCUGUUGAACGCGAUUAAGCAGGUUGAUGUUGUAAUCUCUGCUGUGGGGCAAGCACAGCUAAAGGACCAAGACAAGAUUGUUGCUGCCAUCAAAGCAGCAGGGAAUAUUAAGAGAUUCUUGCCUUCCGAGUUUGGAAAUGAUGUGGAUCGUGUCCAUGCUGUGGAGCCAGCAAAAACUACAUUUGCUAUCAAGGCCAAGAUCCGCCGCCAUGUUGAGGCCGAGGGCAUCCCUUAUACCUAUGUGGUUUCUCACCUUUUUGCAGGUCACUUCCUCCCGAGAUUGUCACAGCCCGGGGCUACCGCUCCCCCUAGAGAUAAAGUUGUUAUCUUAGGGGAUGGAAAUGCGAAAGUGGUGUUUAACAAGGAGGAUGACAUCGGCACCUAUACCAUCAAAGCAGUGGAUGAUCCGAGGACCUUGAACAAAAUUCUGUACAUCAAACCUCCUGCCAACACCUACUCGUUUAAUGAUCUCGUGUCUCUGUGGGAGAGAAAGAUCGGCAAGACCCUGGAGAGGGUUUAUGUUCCAGAGGAGCAAGUUCUGAAAAACAUUCAAGAGGCUGCGGUUCCACUCAACGUGAUGCUGGCCAUAUCCCAUUGUGUUUUCGUGAAAGGAGACCAAACCAACUUCGAGAUUGAGCCUUCGUUUGGAGUGGAAGCUUCAGAGCUCUACCCCAACGUCAAAUACACGACCGUGGAUCAUUACCUGGAUCAGUUUGUUUGAUUGUCGAAACUGAAUGUCCCUGAUAGGUUUCUCACAUCAGUUUGAAUCAUGAAUAAUAUAGGAUUCUGGUUGUCGGGAUCCUAGUGUGAAAUGUGGCUUUCCUUUGACUUUGAUCAUCUCAUGGCAUGUACAAACUUUAAAUAUAAGGACAUACUAUGAAUAUUCAAUAUGCCAGCACCUAUGCGGUGCUUGGAGUAGUUACAUCGGUUUUGGAGUUGA